Messenger RNA from Falco peregrinus (peregrine falcon), 2410 nucleotides. It is a transcript of the gene CELF4, whose product is annotated as CUGBP Elav-like family member 4. The coding region runs from base 293 to 1774 and encodes 493 amino acids. The record is from RefSeq and is a predicted model, not a curated record. The transcript has 13 exons. Gene Ontology annotation, cellular component: ribonucleoprotein complex; cytoplasm; nucleus. NCBI's taxonomy places the organism in Eukaryota, Metazoa, Chordata, Aves, Falconiformes, Falconidae. Gene Ontology annotation, biological process: mRNA splice site recognition; regulation of alternative mRNA splicing, via spliceosome. Gene Ontology annotation, molecular function: mRNA binding.
CAUCCACACACUCACACCCCACCCCCUAGUCUGGCUGGGAAUUUGAACCGAUCCAGCCUGUUUAAACGGAAAGGACACAGAUCUUCAAUGUAAAAAAAAAAUCAGAUCAGACCCAGAGAGAGAGAGAGACGGAGAGGGAGGAGUGUGUGUGUGUGUGAGUGUGUGUGUGUGUGUGUGUGUGAAAGAGGGAGAGGGAGCGAGAGCGAGGGAGAGAGGGAGAGAGAGAGAGAGAGGGAGAGAGGGAGGGAGAGAGAAAAGAAGAGGGGGGAAAAAAGGAAAGAAGAUUUUCUCUAUGUAUAUAAAGAUGGCCACGUUAGCAAACGGACAACCAGACAAUACCAGCCUGAGUAGCAAUCACAGCAACCCCAGCACCAACGGGCAUAUGAACGGAUUAAACCAUAGUCCCGGAAACCCAUCCACCAUCCCAAUGAAGGACCACGAUGCCAUUAAGCUCUUUAUUGGGCAGAUCCCCCGUAACCUGGACGAGAAAGACCUCAAACCGCUCUUCGAGGAGUUCGGGAAGAUCUAUGAACUGACGGUGCUGAAGGACAGGUUCACUGGCAUGCACAAAGGCUGUGCCUUCUUAACAUACUGCGAAAGGGAGUCUGCUCUAAAGGCCCAGAGUGCACUGCAUGAACAGAAGACACUUCCAGGGAUGAACAGACCAAUCCAGGUGAAACCAGCGGACAGCGAGAGCCGAGGAGAAGACAGAAAACUCUUUGUGGGCAUGCUCAAUAAGCAGCAGUCAGAAGAUGAUGUGCGCAGGCUAUUCGAGGCAUUUGGCAACAUUGAGGAGUGCACAAUCCUUCGGGGACCCGAUGGGAACAGCAAAGGGUGUGCAUUUGUGAAAUACUCUUCACAUGCGGAGGCCCAAGCAGCCAUCAAUGCCUUGCAUGGCAGCCAGACAAUGCCGGGAGCCUCUUCAAGCCUGGUGGUGAAGUUUGCAGAUACAGACAAGGAGCGUACAAUGAGACGCAUGCAGCAAAUGGCAGGACAAAUGGGCAUGUUCAACCCCAUGGCCAUCCAGUUUGGAGCAUAUGGCGCCUAUGCACAGGCACUGAUGCAGCAGCAAGCCGCAAUCAUGGCGUCGGUGGCGCAGGGUGGCUACCUGAACCCCAUGGCAGCCUUUGCCGCAGCCCAGAUGCAGCAGAUGGCGGCUCUGAACAUGAAUGGCCUGGCAGCCGCCCCCAUGACACCAACCUCAGGUGGAAGCACGCCUCCUGGCAUAACUGCACCAGCUGUGCCUAGCAUCCCAUCUCCCAUUGGGGUGAAUGGUUUCACUGGCCUCCCGCCGCAGGCUAAUGGGCAGCCUGCCACAGAAGCCGUGUUUGCUAAUGGCAUCCACCCUUACCCAGCACAGAGCCCCACUGCAGCAGACCCCUUGCAGCAAGCCUACGCUGGAGUGCAGCAGUACGCAGGUCCUGCUUAUCCUGCUGCUUAUGGCCAGAUUAGCCAAGCGUUCCCACAGCCACCUCCCAUGAUCCCACAGCAACAGAGAGAAGGACCAGAGGGCUGUAACCUGUUUAUCUACCAUCUGCCCCAGGAGUUUGGGGAUGCUGAGCUGAUGCAGAUGUUCCUGCCUUUCGGUAAUGUCAUCUCCUCGAAAGUGUUUGUGGAUCGGGCGACAAACCAAAGUAAAUGCUUUGGUUUUGUGAGUUUUGACAAUCCUGCCAGUGCCCAAGCUGCUAUCCAGGCUAUGAAUGGCUUCCAGAUUGGCAUGAAGAGGCUGAAGGUGCAGCUCAAGAGGCCAAAGGAUGCUAAUCGUCCCUACUAAGGAGUUAUGGGAACCACUGGAUACAAAGCACUAGCACAGGGCAGCAGCUGAAUGGGCCACAAUUAGAAAAAAAAAAAAAAAAAAGUAUAUAUAUAUUAAAAAAACAGGAACUGUUGGAUUACACCUUUGACAUAUCAGCAAAUAUCAAUCAAGCUGAAGACUUCAGACUUAUUCUCUCUUUGAUUGUUUAGACUGUAACAUUUCUUCAAGAAAAGUAUCACAUCUGCUGACUUCGAAGGACAUGCGCUUGAAACAAAACAAACAAACACAUAAGUAAAAUCAGAACAGGAACAAGAUCAACCAGGAUUUCUGAAGAGACACUGAUAUCACCACAGCGGCUUUUCUUCAAACAGGAGAUGCAAACCUGGAUACUGGCAAAGGAGUGCCUGUUUGCCACCAAGGAUGCGGUUACCAUGCGUGACCCAUGGUAACAGUCACUAAGCAUCUUUAUCUGUCAUUCCUUAGCUAUAUAGGGACCAAAGGACAAAACUUUUUACCGCAGACUUGUAGCUGUAUGUAAAAUAUGGAAGUUCUUUCCUUUUCUCUGAGCUGUUCCUAAAACAGUUUUUGAGAGCGAUUAUAUGAAAUAUGUAAAAUUAAAAAAAAAAAAAAAAAUGCUUAAAUGCUUUUAAAACA